CAACUGACAGCUAUAUCGUUGUGCCUACGAUAGUACAAGGAUAUAAAAGGGUAAUUUUUUCUGUGUUUUGUUCAUUCUUUUGAAUACCUCACAAGUGUAAGAACUAGUGUGCUCUGUGAAUACGAAAAAGUGCUGUGCCCUAAGAUGGAGUUAAUCAAUCCGAUAGCAGUUGUUGAAAUCUUGAGAAAGAAAGUUUGGUCUCAAUUUUCUAAUGUUACGGAUCCUGGGCUUGAAAACGAGAAGUUUGCUGAACUGCUAUUCAAUCUUAUAACCAGCAAGUUUUGGAAUCGUGCAGAGCUUACUGAGAAUACCACGCUUGAUUUUGGUGACGUCAAUGAAGCUGAAAAUGUAGAGGAAGAAGUCCUAUCUCAACCUUCUUCUCAAACAUCUUCUGAGGAACCAGGACGAUCAUCAAGUACCGAUCCAGGACAAUCUUCUAGUGAUUAUGAUUAUAAUAUCGAAUCUUCGCCAGUAAAACGUCAUAAAAGAGGACCUCCCAUACAAGAGAGUACUCAGAAGAACAUUGCCGAUUUCGUUCUUGUGCAAGGUAAAACUUACGCAGCUGCUGCAAGAAAGUUCUGCAAGACUGAACAAUAUGUAAAAAGAAUUUGUAAAGAAAGUCAAAGACUAAGUCAGAAUACAAGUCAGGGUACGACCCGUAAGAGAAAAGGAAGAAAAUGACCCUAAAACUUGGGAUUACAAUAAUUUUUACACUCAAUCACAUCCCAUGUACUAAGUAAAAUACAAUUAAAAAGCUGUGAUGUGAAAAAAACACCGUGACAUUUAAGCAAAUUCCCCAAAGUGCCGAGUACUCUGUGUAUGACUAUGCCCCCCUGAUCUUACCGCCUUUUUAGAACUUCAAUUUUACAUUUAGUCCCUCUCUUGGGCGGUUGACCCCCGGCUCGACUGUCACAGUUGUGAGUUCGAGUCCCGCCCGGUGCAAAUGACUGAAGUGUCUGAAUGGACAUAUUUCUCAUACACAAUGUAAUCUGAAUAAUAAAUUUGUAAACCGAAAAAUGUACAAAAUGGCAAAAAAACCCGGUACAUCAAAAUAAAUAAAUAAAUAAACAUUUAGUCCCACUGGUCCCACUUAUGGCGGAACAACUGCCGAUAAAUUCAAAUGUUUCCAUCAACGAUAUUUACGAUUAAUCGACGAUAUUUCAGCUGCAUGCACUGAAAACAACAAAAGACCACGUCAACAGAGUGAAAGGGAAGGUAUUUUGCGCUCCUAGAUUUUUGUGAAAAUUAAAAGUUUCCCACACAAUGAGCAGUAUUGAGGAGUUGCAGAAGAAAGUAGCAUCCCUGGAGAGUGAGCUCAAACAUUAUCAAAAUGCAGGAGCCAGGGAAAAGAUUGAAAAAAUGUCUGCAGAAGUUGUGGAUUCCAAUCCAUACAGUCGGCUGAUGGCUCUGCAGAGGAUGGGGAUUGUGACGGAUUACGAGAGGAUACGGCUGAAAAGUGUGGCAAUUGUGGGUGUUGGUGGAGUUGGGAGUGUAACAGCUGAUAUGCUGACAAGAUGUGGGAUUGGGAAGUUGAUCCUCUUUGACUAUGACAAAGUUGAGCUAGCCAAUAUGAAUAGACUCUUUUACACGCCCGAUCAGGCGGGAUUGAGUAAGGUUGAGGCAGCUGCUAGGACACUGAGUUUCAUUAAUCCGGACGUUGAGAUCUUGACCAAUAACUACAACAUAACUCUCGUGGAAUCCUUCGAUAGGUUCAUGGAGACCAUCAAUACGGGCGGUAUGGACGGAAAGUCCCCGGUGGACUUGGUGCUGAGUUGUGUGGAUAAUUUUGAAGCUCGAAUGGCCAUCAAUACAGCCUGCAAUGAGCUCAAUCUCAACUGGUAUGAAUCUGGAGUGUCUGAGAAUGCUGUUUCCGGACACAUUCAAUUCAUCAAACCAGGUGAGACAGCCUGCUUUGCCUGUGCUCCUCCACUAAUUGUGGCUGAGAACAUCGAUGAGAAGACACUGAAGCGAGAUGGGGUCUGUGCAGCUAGUUUGCCGACGACAAUGGGAAUUGUGGCGGGAAUGCUAGUGCAGAACACCCUGAAGUACCUUCUGGGAUUUGGCGAGGUGUCUGACUACCUCGGCUACAGUGCUCUCAAUGAUUUCUUCCCUAAAAUCACUCUACGGCCCAAUAGAAGCUGCGACGAUCGGUUCUGUGUCCAGCGUCAGCAGGAGUUUGACCUGAAGCCCAAACCCGAGGCUCCAGCUGAAGCGGAAGUCAACAAUGAACCUGUCCAUGAGGACAAUGAAUUUGGCAUUGAGGUGGUGAAUGAGUCUGUAGAGGAGAAAUCUCCCGUGAAGAGCAGUCAGGGUCUCAGAUUGGCUUAUGAGAGUGGAGAAAAGCAUUCCGAGGGGACUCCACAGAGCCCUCAAAGCCAGACUGUCCAGGAUGACGUCAGUCUGGAGGAAUUGAUGGCUCAAAUGAAGACUAUUUAAGCUUUUUAUUACUAAAAAAAAUUAUUAAAUAUAAACAGUAUGCUGC
This is a messenger RNA of Phlebotomus papatasi, 2482 nucleotides long. It is a transcript of the gene Uba5, whose product is annotated as ubiquitin-like modifier-activating enzyme 5. Bases 1264 to 2436 code for a protein of 390 amino acids. Gene Ontology annotation, molecular function: UFM1 activating enzyme activity. Gene Ontology annotation, biological process: protein ufmylation. NCBI's taxonomy places the organism in Eukaryota, Metazoa, Arthropoda, Insecta, Diptera, Psychodidae. The record is from RefSeq and is a predicted model, not a curated record. The transcript has 2 exons. Gene Ontology annotation, cellular component: cytosol; cytoplasm.